Messenger RNA from Harmonia axyridis, 1689 nucleotides. RefSeq names its product probable cytochrome P450 4d14. Bases 111 to 1589 code for a protein of 492 amino acids. The transcript has 8 exons. Gene Ontology annotation, molecular function: monooxygenase activity; iron ion binding; heme binding. NCBI's taxonomy places the organism in Eukaryota, Metazoa, Arthropoda, Insecta, Coleoptera, Coccinellidae. The record is from RefSeq and is a predicted model, not a curated record.
AGUGCUACGAUAAUGAUACAGUCUAUGCGCUACAUGGAAUUCAGUAAACAAUUCAUUAUUUCAUCGAACUUGCUAUGAGAAAUUAAAAGUGCGGUUAGCUCUGUUCAAAAAUGAUUCUAGAAGCGCUUGUAGUGAUUGCGAUAGUUUGUGUCUGUUAUUGGUACACCAGUUCUCCCAAGUAUAGAAUAGGAAAUUUUCCAAAACCCCCUGGAUAUUUUUUAAUAGGACACGCUCCUUACAUCAACUCUUCUGAAAAAUUACUACCUUAUCUUCAUAAACAACUCGACAAGUUCGAUGGACUUAUGCAGAUUCAUAUUGGAACAGAAGUGAUGCUCACUGCUUCCAACUACAAAUUCGUGCAAUGGCUCAUGACCAGCACAACAAUAAUUACCAAAUCACUUCAAUACUCUUUCUUUAAUGAAUGGCUUGGUCAUGCUCUUCUGAUCACAUCAGGUUCUCGCUGGAAGUCAUACAGGAAAAUUUUGACUCCGGCCUUUCAUUUCAAGAGAAUAGAAAAUCUCAUCAGUGUAUGCCAGAAAGCCAGUGAUGACCUUAUAAAGAAAAUGUCAAAUAAUCUGGACAAAGAUUGUUUCGAUGUCUACCCUAUAAUAUCCAAUUUUUCUUUAGAUGUUUUAUGUGAAAGCUCAAUGGCAACAUCUAUCAAUGCUCAAGAAGAAGAGUCCGAAUACCGUAGCUGCAUCCGAACAUUGUGUCAAAUUAUAUUAGAAAGGGCAAUGGAUCCACUGUACAUGCACGAUUUACUAUUUUACUUUCAUCCACAAUACCAAAAUUUCCAAAAAUCAAUUAAAACCAUCCACGAGUUCGAUCAGACUGUGAUAGAGAAGAGAAGAAAACUUCUUCAGAAUGUUCAUGAGAAAAAUGAUGAUGAUCUUGAGAAUGUUUACGGGAAAAAGAAAACGCCAUUUUUGGACAUACUUCUGAAAGCGAGAGAUGAGGAUGGAAAUCCCUUAUCUAAUAAAGAUAUAAGAGAUCAAGUAGACGGAAUCAUGUUUGCUGGUCACGAUACAACUGCAUCCGCUAUAAGCUUCAUUUUAUAUAAUUUAUCCGUCCAUCCUGAUGUUCAGGAGAAAGUUUUCAACGAACAAAGUGAAAUAUAUUCGAAAAAAACUGAUGCGCAGAUUACAUAUGCCGACUUGGUUGAAAUGAAGUAUUUGGAAAUGGUGAUAAAGGAGUCUCUGAGGAUACACACCCCAAUUCCAUUCUUUGCUAGGAAAUUAGAGGAAGAUACAUAUUAUGAUGGCAAACUGAUUCCGAAGAAUACAACGAUCUUGAUAUUAUUGCAUCAUCUCCAUAGAAAUGCAGAGGUGUUCCCUGAUCCUGAAAAAUUUGACCCAACAAGAUUCGAUGAUAAUUCAAAAAUUCCUAAUUUCGCCUUUUUACCAUUUAGUGCUGGACUGAGGAACUGUAUUGGACAAAGAUUUGCCAUGCUCGAGAUAAAAGUUGCAGUUGCAGAACUAGUGAGGAAUUUUGAGUUUCUACCAGCCCCCAACUAUAAACCCAACGUGAUUUCAGAAAUAUCUCUGAAAUCUUCAAAUGGAAUUUGCAUAAGACUGAAGAAAAGGCAGUAGUGAAUACACCCAUAGUAGGGACAUCCUGGAAAAUAAAGUAAAAACAGGAAAACUAUAUUGUGAACAAUUCUGAAUCAAUAAAGCCGGAUAUAUUAAAUAA